This is a messenger RNA of Ilex paraguariensis (yerba mate), 327 nucleotides long. The record is from the annotation of a GenBank genome assembly. Lineage: Eukaryota; Viridiplantae; Streptophyta; Magnoliopsida; Aquifoliales; Aquifoliaceae.
AUGGAUCUUAUUGUGUUUGCAGCUGUUGCCUUUUAUAGGCCAGGAUCUAAUAUGAGGGUAGAGUGCAGGGCCUUGCUUGAUGGAUUAAAAAUGAUUUUGAGCAAUGAUUUGGAGGGUCAUCAGUUUUGGAUUGAGUCUGACUCACAAGUGUUGGUUCAGAUGGUGUUGGGCCAAGCUGGAUCUGGCAGAUGCUCUAAGUUUUUUAAAAGUGAUGGUUUGCCUCUUGCUGGAAUACAGCUUUUACCGCAGGAUCAAGGUAGGUUACCAUUACCUACUGCUAGAUUGAAGAAGACUGUUGUGUUUGAUAAAAGUAAUGGAGCUGGAUAA